Molecule: messenger RNA, 744 nt
Organism: Heterocephalus glaber (naked mole-rat)
Lineage: Eukaryota; Metazoa; Chordata; Mammalia; Rodentia; Bathyergidae
Product: synaptosomal-associated protein 23
Biological process (GO): exocytosis; synaptic vesicle priming; synaptic vesicle fusion to presynaptic active zone membrane
Cellular component (GO): plasma membrane; SNARE complex
Molecular function (GO): syntaxin binding; SNAP receptor activity
Source: RefSeq, a predicted model, not a curated record
AUGGAUAAUCUGUCCCAUGAAGACCUUCAGCUGAGGGGUAACCAGCUCACUGAUGAGUCUCUGGAGAGUACAAGGAAAAUCUUGGGCUUAGCCAUUGAGUUUCAGGAUGCAGGAAUCAAAAUCAUCACCAUGCUGGAUGAACAAGGGGAACAACUAAACCUCAUAGAAGAAGGCAUGGACCAGAUAAAUAAAGACAUGAGAGAGAUAGAGAAGACUUUAACAGAACUAGACAAGUGCUAUGGCCUUUUUGUCUGUCCAUGCAACAGGUCAAAGAACUUUGAGUCUGGCAAGGCCUAUAAGGCAACGUGGGGAGAUGGCGGAGGCAACUCACCUAGCAACGUGGUAUCCAAGCAACCAGCCCGAGUCACAAAUGUGCAGCCUCAGCAGUCAGCCAGUGGCAGAUACAUUAACCAUAUAACUAAUGACACCAGAGAAGAUGAGAUGGAAGAAAACCUGAUUCAAGUGGGUGAUAUCCUGGGAAAUCUACAGAACAUGGCCUUGGACAUGGGGAAUGAAAUUGAAGUUCAAAAUUGACAGAUAGACCGCAUCACAGAAAAGGCUAACACCAACAAAGAUCGUAUUGACAUUGCCAAUACCAGAGCAAAGAAACUCAUUGACAGCUAAACCUAAAAGAAAAAAAGAAGUGGUCCUAGGAAGCAGAUCUUCAAAAUGAGAUUCUAGAAUUGGUCACUCAACAGUCAGAUUAAGUACAAAUGUGAAAUAUUUUGAGAUUAGAGGCACUGG